Messenger RNA from Ilex paraguariensis (yerba mate), 2011 nucleotides. NCBI's taxonomy places the organism in Eukaryota, Viridiplantae, Streptophyta, Magnoliopsida, Aquifoliales, Aquifoliaceae. The record is from the annotation of a GenBank genome assembly.
AUGGAGGGUCCUUAGCCUUCUCUCUCUCUCUCUGAAAUUUUCACUGCAAAUCAAAACGCUUACUUCGUCGUCGUCGUCGUCAUCGUCAUCGUCUUCGCUCUCUUUAUCUCUCGUAAUCAAAACUGAUUCAGUGGUUUCUUCAGGUUUGGGAAAAGACAAAAGAGAGUUUUGAUUUGGAAUGGUUAUGUCUCCUCCACUGCUUGGUGUUGGGGAGGAAGAAGGCCAGAGCAAUGUGACUUUUUUGGCUUCUUCGGCUUCCUUGGACAGUAUAUGUCGUAACAGCCCAGAACUGAAAGAGCGGAACUACAUGGGGUUGUCUGAUUGUUCUUCUGUGGACAGCUCGACAAUCUCCACCACAUCAGGAGACAAUAACAGCUGUCUGAAUUUGGAGGCCACCGAACUGAGGCUUGGGCUUCCUGGAUCCCAGUCUCCUGAGAGGGAUUCGGAGCUUUCCUUGCUAGGCUUGGCAAAACUUGAUGAGAAGUCACUCUUUCCUUUACAUCCUUCAAAGGAAGGUAAUUACUUCUUGUCGCAAAAGGCAGUUGUCUCAGGCAACAAAAGGGGCUUCUCAGAUGUUAUGGAUGGAUUCUCAGAGCGUUCAUUUCUUGUCAGUUCGGAAGUAAAUGUGAUGCUCUCACCCAGGGCUUCUCUAAACUCUAGUGUGAAAUCAGGUUCCGUGAAAGAAAACCCUGGAACUCAACCAGGUAAACUGAAAGAGAUGAUUCCCCAAAACACAGCUCAGGAGAGAUCUCGCCCUGCGAAUGAGACCAGUACAAACUGUGUCGGAGCUGAAAAUAACAACAGCAGUGCACCUGCUACAAAGUCACAGGUUGUGGGUUGGCCACCCAUUAGAUCGUUUAGGAAGAAUAAACUGACUUCUAGUCCAAAGAACACCGAGGAAGUUGAUGGAAAAGCAGGACCUGGCGCAUUGUUUAUCAAGGUCAGCAUGGAUGGUGCUCCUUAUCUAAGAAAAGUGGACUUGAGAGCUUACUCCGCAUAUCAGGAGCUCUCUUCUUCCCUUGAGAAGAUGUUUAGCUGCUUUACCAUAGGUCAGUAUGGGUCUCAUGGAGCUCCAGGCAGGGAGAUGCUGAGUGAGAGCAAGCUGAAGGAUUUGCUCCAUGGAUCUGAGUAUGUCCUUACUUAUGAGGAUAAAGAUGGUGACUGGAUGCUUGUUGGUGAUGUUCCUUGGGAGAUGUUUAUUGGUACAUGCAAGAGACUGCGGAUCAUGAAGGGUUCUGAUGCCAUCGGCCUAGCUCCAAGGGCUGUGGAGAAAUCUCGAAACAGGAAUUAGCUUAUAUUUGUUUACACAUGAUUGUUGCCAUCCAUCCAGCACAAGAGGGAGAAGGGUUGCAAAGCAUGUUACCCAGGUGGUUGUUGAAGGUUGAGUUUUGAUCAGUAGAUGUUGGCACUGGACGGCCAAUCAUGGGUAGACGCAUUAGUGAUCGUUAGUGUGUUUUUCUUUUUGUAAUUCAUGCUUUCAUGUCAUGUCUAAUCUGAAAAUGAUAAAACCCUUUCUCGGGGAGUAUAUAACUGCAAUGUGGUGAAUUCCUGCUUAUACAGGAAUAUUUUAGUAUGUAAAUUGUUUUGCUUGUUGAAAAAUUUUCUUGCAUGUGUACUCAAAACCAAGUUGGCUGUUAGCUUGAUUUUUCGUUAGCUGUUCUCAGUAUUCCUGCUGUGCAGGUUUGGAGGCAGCUACCUUCAUGCCACUUUGAUGGGGUCUAAGAUGUUCAAAAGCAUCCAGUUAACCUUUGACUAUCUCGGCCAUUUGCAUCCUUGGCGUUCUCUAAUAUGGGUGUCUUCUGGAUUGUGUUGAGUCACACUUAAAGAGUCGUAUCAUUUUGGAUUUGUGUUAUAUUUAGGGCGUGAUAUUUCUGGCUUGUGUCGAGUUCCGGGAAUCAAAAACCAUAGGACUAGGGUUUGAAUCAAGAAAGAGGAUGAUCUGAGAAUCAUCGCUACUGUUUUCAAAUGAUGUGUUAUUUGCUGUGGGGCUUGAAACAUUCUUAUUUAUGAG